Lactuca saligna is the source of this 603-nucleotide messenger RNA. NCBI's taxonomy places the organism in Eukaryota, Viridiplantae, Streptophyta, Magnoliopsida, Asterales, Asteraceae. The record is from the annotation of a GenBank genome assembly.
AUGGCGGCAUCACUGUUCACUUUCUCCUCCACUUCAAGAAGAGUCAUCCCAGCUCCAAACUCUCAUCCUCUUCCCAUAUACAUCAAAGCCACAAAUGUUGUUUUCAACCCUGAUAUACCAGAUGUUCAUUGCGUAUGUGAGUUCUACUACACCGCAACGGUUAAUGAUGAAAACAACGUCAUCUCCGGGACUAUUGGGCGUGGCCGACACUCAGUUUUUAUCACCGCUGAUCUCCUCAGUGUUGCACUCAGGUUACCAAUUUUUGAACCAUUCUCUAAGCUUCAAACUAUUGAACGUUGUCGACGCCUCUUUGAUCAACUGGGCUAUGAUCACUCAAAGGCUGGUGCUCGAUCAGCUCUCAUUCUGCAUCAAUGUAUGACUCCAGGAUGGAAGUUCUUCACCGGGGCACUGUGCAAAUGUGUGGGUCACAAAUCUCGCAGUGGUGAUCAACUGAGUACUUAUGAGCAACAAGUUGUCUGUUCCCUUCUCUCAACAAACGUCUUGAUUAUGGGGCUUUCUUCUUUGAUCAGCUUGUCCAACUUCUUCGUGCCAAUGUACGCGCUGAUCAUGUCCCCUUUCCACGCUGGAUUGCUCUUGUCCUAG